AUGACUCAACAACAAAUCAGCCUGCCCGCCAAGCUCAUCAACGGUGGCAUUGCUGGCUUGGUUGGAGUAACCUGUGUGUUUCCUAUUGACCUGGCCAAGACCAGGCUCCAGAAUCAGAGGAGUGACCAGCAGGUCUACAGGAACAUGAUGGAUUGUCUCAUCAAGACAGUCAGAUCAGAGGGGUACUUUGGAAUGUACAGAGGUGCAGCAGUCAAUCUCACCCUGGUCACUCCAGAGAAGGCAAUCAAACUGGCUGCUAAUGACUUCUUCCGCCACAAACUGAGCAAGGAUGGGUCCAGGCUUACUGUAUUCAAGGAGAUGCUGGCCGGGUGUGGUGCAGGGAUGUGUCAAGUAAUCAUCACCACUCCAAUGGAGAUGCUGAAGAUUCAACUUCAGGAUGCAGGCAGACUCGCAGCGCAGCAGAGGAAGCUGGCGGUACUCCCCGCCAUGAAGUUUGGUGCCGGUAACGCUCUACUCAGCUGUUCCUACAGUGGAGGCCCUGCGCCGGUCCUCAGAGUCUCUGCCACACAGAUCACCCAGGAGCUGCUCCGCACACGAGGGAUACAGGGGCUCUACACCGGCCUGGGAGCCACACUCAUGAGGGACAUUCCCUUCUCUAUGGUCUACUUUCCCCUCUUUGCUCAUCUGAAUAAUCUCGGACAGCCAUCAGAGAUGGAAAAAGCGCCAUUUUACUGGUCCUUCAUCUCAGGCUGUAUGGCAGGGUGUACAGCUGCUGUGGCAGUAAACCCUUGUGAUGUCAUCAAGACCAGACUGCAAUCUUUGAAGAAAAGUACUUCAGAGGAGAGCUAUAAUGGUGUGGUGGAUUGUAUAAGUAAGAUCAUGCAGAAGGAAGGUCCAGGAGCCUUUCUGAAGGGCGCUAGCUGCAGGGUGCUAAUUAUUGCGCCACUCUUUGGCAUCGUGCAAGUCGUGUACAUCCUCGGCGUGGGGGAGUUCCUCCUGGGCCAAAGUCCUUAUAACCUCUACACUUCGUAGACUACCUCCUGAAACCUAUUGCUUGAUGGGAUAAUAACUACUGACCAAGGCAGCUAUAAGAGUAACUUUUGUAAAACAGCAAUCCUAAUGUUAACAUAAGCUUAUCAGGGUUGAGAGGGAUGUGGUGAUUUCAGUCAAUGGUUCCCUCAUCUCUAUUUAACUUCUUCUGCAUACUGGACCCGGAUCAGAAGGAGGUUUUUUUUAUCUGGCACUUCUGUAACUAGGCAAUUGUGUCCUAACCAAGUAAUGUUUUUAGCAGCUUCGAGACACCAGUGCAUUGGGUCGAUAAACACUUCAUGAAUGCUUAAACAUGAAUUGACUUGUUUUAUCUUUGUAAAAUGUUUUGAAAAUAAUAAUAAUUAUGGCUUGUAUGACUGGUUGUGGCCUUAGCACGUGUCCUGUGUGCUUUUUUUAACAGAAAGCAGAUUUUGUAACAGUAUCAGAAUGUUCCCUCAAUGAGGGAUUGAAGAUUUCUGUUGCCAUUGUCUCAUUCAGGCCUGUAUUAUGCUCUGUCACUGACCUGUCUUGAUGUGAAGUGACCCUUCUGUACAUAGCCACAGUUUCAAAAUAUUAACAAUAGCCUCUUAUCGAUGACUUUUAAAAACAAAUUCACUUUUUAACAGCAUGAAAAAAUGUAAUGGUGAUGUAUUUAUUGUUACAUUUUAUUUGAUUAUUAGUUGUAUCUAUUUUAUUCGAUUUUUUUGUUAUUUUUUUUGUAUUUUUUGUUUUUGUUAUGUUACCAUAAUGAUUCAGUCUCUGCUGAAUAUAAUGUUUAAAAUACUGUACUGAAGUUUCAGCUAGUCCCUGUCCAUCUCCAGGCCACAGGCCAACAGGCAAGUGGUAUCAUUCCAGGGACUGAGAUUCCCAGAUCAGGUUGGGAGCCUCUGUAAUGAGUUGGAAUCAAACCAGGGGUUGGGUGAGGAGGAGCAAGGAUGGUCUUUCUUGAUGAUAGGACCAAGUUUUUUGUUUGGGAUCCCUGGACAGGUUUCAGCAUUUCAAUGACUAUGUGGUGUAUUUACUAUUGCAAGUACACUGUAGAUGUAAAAAAAAAAAUGAAUAUUUGUAUUCUGUAUUUAUAAAUAGUUUAUAAGAGUUUAAUCUUAUGGGUGCAAAUAAGAACAUUUCAUAGUUUAUCUUGUGUAAAAUGUACAGGCGGAAGGUAACAUGUUAUACAUACAUAUAAAAAUAGAAUUCCCAGCUGUCUGUAUGGACUGUAUGGACUCCGAUGUAAAGAAUUAUUUCGGAUUCUGUUGUAUAAUUGCACCAGCUCAGUGUCAUUGAGUAAAAUUGGGAUGA
Molecule: messenger RNA, 2289 nt
Organism: Clupea harengus (Atlantic herring)
Lineage: Eukaryota; Metazoa; Chordata; Actinopteri; Clupeiformes; Clupeidae
Gene: slc25a55b
Product: solute carrier family 25 member 55b
Biological process (GO): aspartate transmembrane transport; L-glutamate transmembrane transport; malate-aspartate shuttle
Molecular function (GO): L-glutamate transmembrane transporter activity; L-aspartate transmembrane transporter activity
Source: RefSeq, a predicted model, not a curated record